Molecule: messenger RNA, 4851 nt
Organism: Mauremys mutica (yellowpond turtle)
Lineage: Eukaryota; Metazoa; Chordata; Testudines; Geoemydidae
Gene: PFKFB3
Product: 6-phosphofructo-2-kinase/fructose-2,6-biphosphatase 3
Exons: 16
Coding region: 424-1971 (515 amino acids)
Biological process (GO): fructose 2,6-bisphosphate metabolic process; fructose metabolic process
Cellular component (GO): cytosol
Molecular function (GO): fructose-2,6-bisphosphate 2-phosphatase activity; ATP binding; 6-phosphofructo-2-kinase activity
Source: RefSeq, a predicted model, not a curated record
GGGGCAUUCACACGAGAGAGGCAGGAGGUGGAGGCAGGCUCCCGGGAACCCGUCUCAGUGGCAUUCCCCGAACGGCUCCUGCAGAGGGAAGCCCCCGGGGAAAUUCCACCCGCGGAGCAGCGUGGCAGGGGCGUGAGGCUGCCUGGUCGGCGAGAAUCCAGCCCUCCUGUCCCGGGGAACACGUGCUCCCCGCCGCUGCUUUUGACUCUGUCGCUCUGUCCCCGGGAGGCAGUGUCCCCGCCUUAACUUUGCAAUCAUUGCAUGAUCAGAAGCCUUAGGACUAGCGUGUAAAGACAUCAGGUGCUGCAGCGUCCGGGCCCGCUUGUUUAAAAAACAAACAAAAAAAGGGCCCUUUUUAUUGUCUUUCCCGUGCAUCUAUCCACCCAGCCGGACACGGAGCGCAAACCGACCUGGGUUGUAAAAAUGCCCAUGGAGCUGACGCAAAGCCGGAUCCAGAAGAUUUGGCUCCCCAAUGAUAGCCACCCUGCGCUGCCCCGCAGAUCCUGCGGGCCGCAGCUUACCAAUUCCCCCACUGUGAUCGUUAUGGUUGGCCUUCCAGCUCGGGGGAAGACCUACAUCUCCAAGAAGCUGACUCGCUACCUCAAUUGGAUUGGUGUCCCAACAAAAGUUUUCAACGUGGGAGAGUAUCGCCGGGAGGCGGUGAAGCAUUACAGCUCCUACGACUUCUUCCGCCCUGACAAUGAGGAGGGCAUGAAUGUCCGGAAACAAUGUGCCUUAGCCGCCUUGAGAGACGUCAAAUUGUAUCUGUCGGAGGAAGGUGGCCAGAUCGCGGUUUUUGAUGCUACCAAUACAACAAGGGAGAGAAGAGGAAUGGUCUUAAACUUUGCCAAAGAAAAUGGGUUCAAGGUGUUCUUCAUCGAAUCUGUUUGCAAUGACCCAUCCGUGGUUGCCACCAAUGUUAUGGAAGUUAAAUUGUCCAGCCCAGAUUAUAGGGACUGCAACUCAACUGAUGCCAUGGAAGACUUUAUGAAGAGAAUCAAUUGUUACCAGGCCAGCUACCAGCCGCUCGACCCAGAUAACUAUGACAGGGACGUGUCUCUGAUCAAAGUGAUCGAUGUUGGCCGGAGGUUCCUGGUGAACAGGGUCCAGGAUCACAUCCAGAGCAGGAUUGUCUAUUACCUAAUGAACAUCCAUGUCCAGCCGCGCACCAUUUAUCUGUGUCGACACGGUGAGAGCGAAUUCAACCUCAAAGGGAAGAUUGGAGGUGACUCUGGACUCUCCAAUAGGGGCAAGAAGUUUGCCAGUGCAUUGAACAAAUUUGUUGAGGAGCAGAACCUGAAGGACCUCAAAAUCUGGACCAGCCAACUCAAGAGGACAAUCCAAACGGCAGAAGCCCUCAAGCUGCCCUAUGAACAGUGGAAGGCGCUCAACGAAAUCGAUGCCGGUGUAUGCGAAGAGAUGACUUACGAAGAGAUCAAGGAGAAGCACCCGGAGGAAUUUGCUUUACGCGAUCAGGACAAAUACUAUUACCGCUACCCUUCUGGAGAGUCAUACCAAGAUCUGGUGCAGCGCCUGGAGCCAGUCAUCAUGGAGCUGGAGAGGCAGGAGAACGUCCUUGUGAUCUGUCACCAGGCUGUGAUGCGGUGCCUUCUGGCUUAUUUCCUAGACAAGAGCGCGGCUGAAAUGCCCUACCUGAAAUGCCCCCUUCACACGGUGCUGAAGCUGACACCUGUGGCCUAUGGUUGCCGAGUGGAGUCCGUCUGUCUGAACGUCGAAGCGGUGAACACUCACAGAGACCAGUCAGAGGAAGCAAAGAAGGGACCUAACCCGCUCAUGAGACGUAAUAGUGUUACCCCUCUAGCAAGCCCAGAGCCCACCAAAAAGCCUCGCAUCAACAGCUUUGACGAGCAUGUGGCUUCUUCUUCUGCUGCCCUGCCAGUCUGUAUGCCCCAAGAGGUGCCCACGCAGCUGCCUGGACAACCUUUACUAGGGAAGGCUUGUCUAACAUGAACAGCUCCCAGAAGCAAUCAUGAUUUCUUCAGGGCUGUUGGAAGCCUACGGAUGACGCCGAUUCCAUUUCAUCGUCAUUUCUGAUGUUUGCUUGUAUCGUACUCCUCCAUUUGACUCGAGGUCGACCCUUGGCUGCUUCUACCAUAGCUGUUCGUCUGCCGACUGGACUGUAUUGAGUUGGGGAGAGAGAGAGAGAAGAGCUCAUCAACCUGGAAAAAGUGGAUUCAACAGCCAAUCCAUAGGCCAUCUCUUUUUAUGUCUCCUUGGGUGUUCGAUAUAUCCUAGCAAGCUGUAACGUGCUUCUAGUGCACUGAGUUGCUGGACUUUCUUUUUGUGUGUAAGCGACGUGACCUUGCAGGGAUGGCUGGUACUGCUCCGUCUCCUCCCGUUCGUGUGUAUAUAUGUGGAGGAGACAGGGUGAGCAGAGAAAUACAAAAGGGGAGGGAUGUCUUUAACUCCUCCGUGAACCGGGCACUCCUUAUUGGUACCGGCGAUGGCCUGUGAUAUGCACGCAGCCAGGCUCUUCGCGGCAUGUGACCUGACGGCAGAGGCAGUUGGGUGACAUCCUUGACUGUUGAAGCAGAACUCUACGGCCGUGUUUACCAAAACAACAAUUCUAUAGCUCUGUAAAUAUCAACGGGAUCUGCCGGGCUUGUACAUCUGCUUCUGAGACAAAUGGAAUCUGCUUUUAGCCUCGACCUGAGAAGCGCUGGCUGAGGAGAGAUGGUUUGAGCCACUGGGCGUGGCAGUGAGGCUUGGACUGGGGGGAAGCCCCACCUUGCUGUUGUUUGGCUGAGGGUGGGGGAGGGGAGGAGCACAGGCCUAUGUGAUCCAAGAGGCGUUUCCUUGUCAUUCAUCCCCCCGCCCCCCCCUCCACUUCCCAGAGGUUUUUACCCUGCACUUGAGCAGGAUUUGCUGAUCUAAAGUAGGUGUCUAUGCUAGGCUAGGUGGGUUUGGCAGACACACAGCCCUCUUGGGGAUGCAUGGAGGUCUGUCUGUCCGUGAGGAGCAAGUUCUUUUGUGUGUGUGUGGAAAAAUCCACAUUCAGAGGCAUUUAAACAAUAGUUUCUUUUUAUAAACUGCUUGGUUUUGCACUUUACAUGUGGCAGGGGUGUGACUCCCCCCCCAGCCCCCACUCCAAUCCUGCCUCUUACAGAUGAAGCCUAGAUACUUGGAUGCUGUACUGCGUGAGCUGAAAGAUUCAGACUGCAAAGCAGUGGGUAGUUACAGUAUUAGCGGUGGGGAGGGGUAGAGGGUGGGUGUGAGGUACUAAUUUAUGGACUAGUCGUAGGGACUGGUCAACUUCCAGUUGUUCUGUAUGUGAGUCUCUUCUUGACCGUCUGUUCUGUGUUUCAAGUUCAGGGGCUUAAGCCCAAGAAUAACCACUACUGUGUCGUUUGUGCAGAAGUUCGUGUGCGCUUGUGUUCUCCUUGUACAGCAUUUGCUCCCGCCUGGCUUCACUCCAGAAGUGGGGAGAGGAGAAGACUAUUGAAGUAGUGUCUCGUUUUUCCUUGGCCCGCCAAGCCCUAAAUCUUGGCUAGUCCCUGUGCUCUCUUUUGACCCCACCGCACGCUCUCUCCGGUGCGCCAGCGCUGAGCCAAAGAGCAGAGUGGAGCUCAAGCAAUACAUUUAUUGUCUUAACGGUUUAAAGUGCAGCUGAAUCGUAUGCUGAAAGGAUGUACCCUACAGUCCAUUAGCAAAGCGGGCGGGGGUCCUGAGCUGUCAGCAUUGUGCUGGGGAGUUCUCCACUCAUGUUUGUUUUAUUUCUUUGUAUUCGCUCUUGCUUCAGGUAACUGGUUAGUAGGUGAGGUUCCUGCAGAGGGGAGCAGAAGGGCUCUGGUGAAAUGUGGUUACUUCUUUGGAAAGGUGAACCGCAGUGCCUAGUGCUUUAGUCUUGCACAGUGAAAAUGCUUUGUACCUUUGUACGUUUUAAAGCAGCACCAGGGAAGGGCCGGUAGUGGCUCUCUCAGCCCAUAUCUGACCCUUGAAGAUAUUUUUAUUGGUGACCUGCCAUUGUGAGGUUUGUUUAUAUACAGCUAUUCUUGUAAAGAUGAAGUGGAAGAAUUUUUUUGUUUUUGAAUAGCUGUGAUAAAUGCAGAGUUCCCUUUUUGCCUGCGUGUUUUACGUCUGCCAUUUAGUUUCAUUCGUUUUAGAGAGACUAAUUUUUAGAGAGUGAGUGACCUAUCUUUUGGACGGCUUCCCGAGGAGUUUAACUUUCUCCCCCUGCUACGGAAAGAUAACGCAGCAAACGCAAACAUUCGGGCCCGGGAUCCAUUUUACACACACUCAGACUUCAAAACAAACUGUAUCUCCCGUUCCGAAAAUAACUUCAUAUUGGUGGGGCCUACAAAAACUGGGACUCUGUCUGAAAAGGAGCAUGUUUAGUUGAAAGGGAAAGGGGUGGAAUAUCGCUUCAGACCAAUCCCCCGAUGCAAAGAGGUGGUGGCUUGGAGGAGGAGUUAGUCAAGCAAAGGGGCUUGCUGGGAUUGGUUCUGUCCAUCGUGUUCCCCUGGCAACUUGACACCAAUUCUCCUAUUUCUACAAACAGCAAAUAUUGGGCCCGGGCCGUGCCAUUAUAACACAGGGUGGGUGGGCAGAAGGGGCUAACUGAACCACACCAAUGACUUUUGUGUGUUUUGUGAUACUUGAAUUUAUUUUUUUAUAAUUUUAUAGCGAAGUGCUGUUUAUUUAUUUAAUGUAUGCUGCAGAGCUUGGAGAGAAGGGUAGGUCUUUUGGGGUUUAUUUUAUUUUGACUUAUGAUAUGUUACUUGUAUUCUGUAUAUAUGUCGGGAAUAAUUGCCUGAGAUGAAAGCUGUGCCAGUUUAAGAACAGGGUAUGCCUUUCAGAAAUUUGUAUAUUUUGCAGCUGCUGGACCAAUAA